Messenger RNA from Sphaeroforma arctica JP610, 711 nucleotides. RefSeq lists its product as hypothetical. Gene Ontology annotation, molecular function: mismatched DNA binding; ATP binding. Gene Ontology annotation, biological process: mismatch repair. The transcript is spliced from 4 exons. The record is from RefSeq and is a predicted model, not a curated record. Lineage: Eukaryota; Ichthyosporea; Ichthyophonida. The coding region runs from base 1 to 711 and encodes 236 amino acids.
AUGACGACCGCUGAACCUAAUGUCGAGGUAGAUAAGGGGCAAAUUUCUGACAUAUCCUCAUUUCUGCUGGGUCUACCCAAGAAUGCUGACACAACAAUACGCGUCUUCAGUAGAAACAAAGGCGACUACUAUUCUGUACACGGGGAAGCCGAUGCGUUAUUUAUAGCACAGCACUACUACCACACCAUGGCAAUUGUGAAAUACUUCGGAGGUAAGAAAGAGCCGUUUGUCAACAUGAGUCAGAUGAUGUACGACUCUGUCAUCCGAGACCUGCUGCUCGUGCGGCAGUACCGCGUGGAACUGUACGCAAAGGAGGGUAAGCAGCCGUGGACACUGCACAAGAAGGGUACCCCGGGGAAUCUGCAAGACUUCGAAGACGAGGUGUUUGUGGGGGGCGAUCAGUCCAAUUCUGCUGUAGUCGUUGCGGUCAAGUUGAAGAUGAAAGAUGGCAUCAGGACCGUCGGUGUGGCGUACGGAGACGCCACUCAGCGCAAAUUGGGUACGUGCGAGUUUUUGGACAAUGAUCAGUUCUCAAAUCUGGAGGCGCUUAUAGUACAGUUAGGGGCGAAGGAGUGUUUGCUGGCUACCGAAGCAAGCAACCCUGAUUACGUUAAGAUGGCGAAGAUGAUUGAUCGCAGUGGCAUGAUGAUCACAAUCAGGAACACAACCGAAUUCAGUGUCAAGAAUAUUGAGCAGAGCUUGGACAGGUAA